AGUCCGUUAAUCUAGUCGUUUAUGGGGUAUUCCUCCAAUUACCGCUAGCAAAUGGACCGACUUCCCUCUAAACUGCCCUUCUCGAAGCGGCGUCUACGACCGAGGGUUAUUAUUUCAUACAUCCUCGACUAUGUGAUCCUCGUUGCCUGCAUCGCCGGUUUCUAUAUUCUCGAUUCAAUCGAACCGUACCAUCAACGUUUCUCGCUGCAGAACAUUUCGCUCCAGUAUCCCUAUGCCGAUCCUGAACGAGUUUCGAUCCCGAUGGCCCUACUUAUCUCGGGCGUCGCACCCUUGGUCAUAAUCGCUGUCUACACACUUCUUGUGGAUGGGUUGUUUUCGCAUAACAAGCCGCAGGAUCCCGUGACCGGUAAACGGAAAUUGUCGGGCCCAUACCGCUUGAAGGAUCGGUUGUGGGAGUUCAACUGCGGCUUCCUGGGUUUGUUGCUUUCGCAGGGUCUGGCGUUUUUGAUUACCCAGGCCUUGAAGAAUGCGUGCGGGAAACCCCGGCCGGAUAUCAUCGAUCGGUGUCAGCCUCGGGCAGGGAGUGCGGAUGCAGCGAUGUACGGCUUGUCGAAUUCUUCGAUCUGUACCGGCGACCCGGCAAUUAUCAAGGACGGUUUUCGUUCGUGGCCGUCAGGCCAUAGCAGCUCCUCGUUUGCCGGUCUGUUCUACUUGGCGCUCUGGCUGGCAGGAAAGCUGCAUUUCAUGGAUAACCGAGGUGAAGUCUGGAAGGCGCUCAUCGUCAUCAUCCCCUGUCUUGCCGCCACGUUGAUUGCCGUGUCUCGAAUUAUGGACGCGCGACACCAUCCGUUCGAUGUAAUCACGGGAUCGCUUCUGGGCGUUGUCUGUGCCUACAUCUCGUACCAUCAAUAUUUCCCGCCGCUUAGCCAGCCCUGGAAAAAGGGACGAGCGUUCCCCAUUCGCACGUGGGGAGCUGAGCCGGCCUCUCCAAACGACCCCGGCCGAUAUGGCGUCGGCAGCGAGAGCACCGCGGCGUUGCGAAACCCGGAGGAGGAGAGACUCGAUCCGCCGCCUCCGCUACCUGGAACUCGAGGGCCCGCCGACCACCGACUCUCGCGAAACCAGACGUAUACCUCUGCGACCGGUAAUCCUUACGCCACGGAGGCCUACGGGCGCCGACCGCACGACGACGACGGGAAUUGGUCCUCGUCUAGCGAGGAUGUUGCGGAUGGGUACGAGAUGCAGCAUGGCUACGCCCAGGCCCAAAACCCGGCAUUCAACGCACCGCGAUACUACGAGGAAACGGCCUAUCCCUCCCAGACAGCUCCCGACGCUGGAUUCCGCGCACCGCCGGCCGUAAUGACAUCGCGCACCGGUCCCGGGCGCGAAUUGACCGACGUGCCUCCUCGCGAAGUGUAAUACGGGCGCAUUGCAAUCAAUUUUCGGUUAUGUUCAUUGUUUUAUUGUAGGUGUUGGGAUGACAUCUGUGGCAUUUAUGUUUUGUUUCAUAGACCGCUCUAGCGAAAUGCGUAGGCAUGUCCUGCCAAGUUGCCAGGGCCACGACUGUGACGAUCAUAUUGGAAUUGGGAAAGCGAAGACCAUUAAUGAUGUAUUUGGAUGAGACAUACUGGAACUUUUGGGCCGCAACAGUGGAUAUUUUCUGGACAAGUGGAUCUGGCACGGGACAGACAGUCCUGCGAUCUUGUACGACUAGAGAUUGUUUAUUUUGUUUUGGUUACUGCGUGAAGGCAUUGACUUCCUCGAUCCGUGGCUCUAGACUCCCGACCGACUCGGGAGUGACGCCCCACCCGGCUAAACACCACGGUCUACGAAGUAUACUCUACGCGGUAGUACUCCAGAGCAAUCCUCGAGGAUGACCGGCCUGCAACCGAGGAAAAGGUCAUCUGUU
Aspergillus steynii IBT 23096 is the source of this 1870-nucleotide messenger RNA. RefSeq names its product phosphatase PAP2 family protein. The transcript is spliced from 5 exons. Gene Ontology annotation, biological process: phospholipid metabolic process. Lineage: Eukaryota; Fungi; Ascomycota; Eurotiomycetes; Eurotiales; Aspergillaceae. The coding region runs from base 52 to 1380 and encodes 442 amino acids. Gene Ontology annotation, molecular function: phosphatidate phosphatase activity. The record is from RefSeq and is a predicted model, not a curated record.